CCAUAAUAAAUGUUUAUGUGGUUUUUUUUGGAUAAGAAUCGUUCGCACGUGCAUGUCACUAGUGAUAAAAUUGUCUUACGAAAAUACGAAAUCUUUGAAAAUAUCUUUAAAAAUGCAAACUUCUGAUGAGAGACCAAAAUUAUAUAUGGACGAGCAUAAACUGAAACAGGAUCCUCAUGAUUACGGUUUAGCUGACGAUCCCUUUGACAUAGAAAGCUUUAAAAGAAAGUUUAAAAUCAUUGUUGUGCGAUAUCAAGGAAAUGAAUUGGAGUUUGAUAUGGUUGGCGUUCAUCCGGGCAUUGCUAAUGCUUUUCGACGGCUGAUGCUGAGCGAAGUGCCAAGUAUGGCUAUCGAGAAGGUUUACAUUCACAACAAUACGUCCAUAAUACAAGAUGAAGUCUUAGCUCAUCGUUUAGGUUUAAUACCACUUAAAGCAGACCCACGACUUUUUGAAUAUCGAGGAGAUGAGAAUGAUCAAGGCACGGAACAAGACACUUUAGAUUUCGAGUUAAAGGUUAAAUGCUCGCGUCGUAAAGAUGUUAAGGAAUCUUCAAAUUUUGAUUCUAUUUAUAAGAAUCACAAAAUUUAUUCAGGGCAAAUAAAAUGGUUGCCUAAAGGGAAACAAGCGCAAAUCUACAGUGAGUCUGAUGUGGGUCCUAUAGACGAUGACAUAUUGAUUACUCAAAUGCGUCCAGGUCAUGAAUUAGAUAUACGGUUGGCGGCCGUUAAAGGUAUUGGGAAAGACCAUGCCAAAUUUUCACCCGUAGCCACUGCUUUUUACAGGCUUUUACCGGAAGUGAAGCUAAAAAAAGACAUUGUUGGUAAAGACGCCUUUUUGUUGCAGAAAUGUUUUUCACCUGGUGUUAUUGGACUUGAUGAGAACGAUCGAGCUUAUGUGAAGAACGCCCGGUACGAUACAUGCAGCCGCAAUGUUUAUAGAUAUCCACAACUUGCAGAUGCUGUAGAAAUGGCACGUAUACGGGACCAUUACAUAUUUACUGUUGAAUCAUUAGGAGCUCUAAAGCCAGAUGUUAUCUUCAUUGAAGCCGUAAAGUUGCUAAAGGGCAAAUGCCGAAAGUUUUUGGAUGAAAUUGAGGCAGCAUAAUUUUUUUUUCCCUUCAAACCUUUUUUUUUAGAUGUUGAGUUAAGAUGGAAAUUUCAAA
Messenger RNA from Glossina fuscipes, 1163 nucleotides. It is a transcript of the gene Polr1C, whose product is annotated as DNA-directed RNA polymerases I and III subunit RPAC1. Gene Ontology annotation, molecular function: protein dimerization activity; DNA binding. Gene Ontology annotation, cellular component: RNA polymerase I complex; RNA polymerase III complex. Lineage: Eukaryota; Metazoa; Arthropoda; Insecta; Diptera; Glossinidae. The coding region runs from base 53 to 1105 and encodes 350 amino acids. The record is from RefSeq and is a predicted model, not a curated record. Gene Ontology annotation, biological process: DNA-templated transcription. The transcript is spliced from 2 exons.